This is a messenger RNA of Bufo bufo (common toad), 1059 nucleotides long. It is a transcript of the gene EFNA1, whose product is annotated as ephrin A1. The record is from RefSeq and is a predicted model, not a curated record. NCBI's taxonomy places the organism in Eukaryota, Metazoa, Chordata, Amphibia, Anura, Bufonidae. Gene Ontology annotation, cellular component: plasma membrane. The transcript is spliced from 5 exons. Bases 23 to 649 code for a protein of 208 amino acids. Gene Ontology annotation, molecular function: ephrin receptor binding. Gene Ontology annotation, biological process: axon guidance; ephrin receptor signaling pathway.
UCCCCGCGCUCAUUCUGCAGUCAUGGCUCCGAGGUCCGCGCUGCUCCUGCUCUGCUGCUGCUGGGCCGCGGCCGCCGACCUCCACACCGUCUACUGGAACAGCACCAACCGCAGCUUCUGGAAGGACUUCACUGUCCAGGUUCAGCUCAAAGACCACCUGGAGAUCAUGUGUCCCCAUUACGAAGACGACAGAGUGUCGGACACCACCGUCGUGGAGAGAUACACGCUCUUCCAGGUGGAGCACAGUGAAUAUGUCGCCUGCAAACCCACCUCUGAUAACCAGAUCCGCUGGCAAUGCAACAACCCCUACCGAGUGAGCGGCCCCGAAAUUUACCGGGUGAGGAUCCAGAAGUUCACAGCCAGCAGUCUGGGAAACGAGUUCAAGGAGGGGCACACCUACUACUACAUCUCUAAACCCAUCCACCAUCAUGGAGAAUCCUGCCUGAAGCUGAAGGUCCACGUCACCGGCAAAACCACUCAGCAGCCGGCGACCAAUGUCCACAGCCCGGGGGCCCGAGCUGCAGCAGAUGACCCCGCGGUGGCCCUUCCUGAUGUCCUGAGGAGCGUCGCCCACAACUCUGCCCCUCAGUCGCCCUCCCUCGCCCUCUGUGGGCUCCUGCUGCCUUUGCUCUUCGCUCUCGGACUAUGAAGCAAUAUUCUGGGAGGUUGGCGGUGUACGCCGGAGCUAACGGACAGAUAAACCGAGUCAUGUGACCAAAGAGUGCCUCGUAGAUGCACAGAUGUAGCCAAAGACGCCGCUGCCCGUGGAUACAGGACUGUACCGCAGGGGGCGGCAUUUCAGCAGAGUCUCGCUGGAAGGGAUCUGCGCCCCUGGAAAUCUCUAUGAGAUGGUGGACAAGGUGGGCGGCGGCAGCCCCCGCUGACAGUAUUGGCCUCGCUGAGGGCCCCCACCCUGUAGGGUAGCCUUAUGUAAAUAUGUAAAUGAUAGAGCUAUAUUAGUGAGGCGGGAGCGCCACCCUCUGGGCACCCGCUGUAUAUAUAUGUACAGGAGACGCUUUAUACCUUUUUAUAUCUUCUCUAAUAAAAUCUACAAGUUCA